This is a messenger RNA of Nerophis lumbriciformis (worm pipefish), 1218 nucleotides long. NCBI's taxonomy places the organism in Eukaryota, Metazoa, Chordata, Actinopteri, Syngnathiformes, Syngnathidae. The record is from RefSeq and is a predicted model, not a curated record.
AUGUCCGGGGAAUCGUCAGAGGAAGGUUCGGCGUGGAGCGCCAACGCCACCACCAACCGCUCCUCGUGCGACCCCCACCUCCACAUCUCUGACUGCGGGUCCGAGCCGGGCUUGGACGGCGCCGCGGCGUUGCGCGUCGUCAUAUCCGCCGUGUACUCGCUGGUGUGCGUGCUGGGCCUGGUGGGCAACUUGCUGGUGCUCUACUUGAUGAAGACCAAGCGCGCUUGGAACAAAUCGUCCAUCAACCUGUUCGUCACCAGCUUGGCGCUGACCGACUUCCAAUUCGUGCUGACGCUUCCUUUCUGGGCGGUGGAGAACGCGUUGGACUUCACGUGGCUCUUCGGGCGCGUCAUGUGCAAGGCUGUGUCCUACGUGACGGCAAUGAACAUGUACGCCAGCGUCUUUUUCCUCACGGCCAUGAGCGUGGCGCGCUACAGUUCCCUGGCGUCGGCGCUCCACAGCCGGCGUCGACGGCAGCUUCUAUUGCCGCAGCUUCGGCGGUGCGGCGGGGCGCCCUUGGUGGCCGCCUUCAUUUGGGUGGCUGCAGCCUGCGCCGCGCUGCCGCACGUCGUCUUCUCCACCACCGUGCGCGUGUCGGGCGAGGAGGAUCUGUGCCUGGUUAAAUUCCCGGAGAGGGAGGGCACCAGCGCGCAACUCUGGUUGGGACUCUACCACUCGCAGAAGGUUCUCCUGGGCUUCGUGGUGCCUCUCAUCAUCAUCUCGGCUUGCUAUCUUCUGCUUUUACGCUUCGUGGCAGCCAACAACGACGCCAACACGGCGAGCGCCAAGAGGCGGGCCAAACUGACUAAGUCGGUCACCAUCGUGGUGCUCUCCUUCUUCUUGUGCUGGCUGCCCAACCAGGCGCUGACGGCGUGGGGCAUCCUCAUCAAGCUGAACGUGGUGCAUUUCACCUACGAGUACUACACCACGCAGGUGUACGUGUUCCCCGUGUCCGUGUGCUUGGUGCACUCCAACAGUUGCCUCAACCCGGUGCUGUACUGCCUGAUGCGUCGCGAGUUCCGCAAGGCGCUCAAGAAACUCUUCCGCAGGAUCGCCUCGCCCGCGCUCACCACCCUCAUUAGACCCAUCACUGGCACCACCAAACCAGAGGCGAACGAACGGGGGGAUGGCCAGAAUGCGGCGGCAGCGGCGGCUAUCUCUGGGGGACCCAGGGAGCCCGAGGGAGUGCUCUUCUACCCUCCAGGGGCGACAAUGUGA